Molecule: messenger RNA, 402 nt
Organism: Mollisia scopiformis
Lineage: Eukaryota; Fungi; Ascomycota; Leotiomycetes; Helotiales; Mollisiaceae
Exons: 1
Coding region: 1-402 (133 amino acids)
Source: RefSeq, a predicted model, not a curated record
AUGAAGUUCUCAACAACGAUCACCUUCCUCACAACCCUAACCCUCCUCUCCUCCGCCCUGGCCGACGGUAUCUUCGCCAUCACCGGCUCCUCCAGUACCUCCUCUGACGCCGUAACCGUCACCCUGGAAGUCCAAAACGGCAACGUCGGCGACGCUCCAACCUGCCAGGGCUCGUACACCGGCUCUCUCCUCCCCACCUCGGGGACCAUCCCUUGCAAUGAUGGAUACGCGCUGAGUUAUACGUGGAAUUCGGUCGAUGAGGGCAUUGCGGCUACGUAUACGGAUCCGACGAAUGCGUUUACGUAUAACGUGCCGAAUAAUGGGUGUGAUGAUGCUGGGGACUGUCAGUUUGGGUUUACGGAUCUUUUUCCUAGUAAGAAGGGGAGGGCUUUUAGGGGGUAG